Molecule: messenger RNA, 1872 nt
Organism: Colletotrichum karsti
Lineage: Eukaryota; Fungi; Ascomycota; Sordariomycetes; Glomerellales; Glomerellaceae
Product: glucose oxidase
Exons: 7
Coding region: 1-1872 (623 amino acids)
Biological process (GO): secondary metabolite biosynthetic process
Molecular function (GO): flavin adenine dinucleotide binding; oxidoreductase activity, acting on CH-OH group of donors
Source: RefSeq, a predicted model, not a curated record
AUGACGUACAUACCUUUAUCCAUGGCGAAGGUGGCUGUUUGGGCCCUCACUGUCACUACUGUUGUGGCUCUGAGCAUACCGCAGUCCAUCGCACACUCGAAACUGCUGACCAGAGCCGUUGACGUGAAGACCGAAUACGACUAUGUCAUUGUUGGGGGAGGUACGGCAGGAUUGACGGUUGCCGACAGACUCACAGAAGACGAAGAGCACAACUCAUCCUCCGUGAACACCGUCGCCGGUGGUGCCGCGGCCUUCCGCGACCCCUCUCACCUCUUCGCCUUCCCUUCCGUGCCUCAAGAGGGUCUCAACGGCCGCAAUUUCACCGUUUUUGGCGGUGUCAUGCUCGGUGGCUCCUCUGGCGUCAACGGUAUGCAAGUCCACCGCGGCCAGAAAGAGGACUACGACAGGUGGGGAGCUUACUUUGGCGACAACUCGGAAUGGAGCUGGGACGGCCUCUUGCCCUACUUUAAAAAGGCAUGGCACUUUCACCCGCCUACCCCUCAGCUGGCCGAACAGUUUGCUAUCAAGUACGACGAGAGCUUCUGGGGCGCUUCGGCGGACAUCCAUGCUUCUUUCCCGACAGUUCACUACCCGAUGCUCAAGACUGAAGUGGCUGCUUUCGGAGAGAUCGAAGGAGUCGAGUACCCGGCCGAUUCAGGAGCCGGUGAACCAGGAGUUUUCUGGUAUCCCACGUCCGCCGACCCGUCGACCAUGACCCGGUCGAUGUCGAGAAAUGGACACUGGGACGAAGUGGAAGCCGUCCGAGACAACUACGAGACAGUGACCGGUCAAAAGGUUCUCAAAGUACUCUUUGAAGCCGGGACGGCUGUCGGCGUGUCUUUCAUGGAUGCCAAGUCGACAACCGCCGAGGGUGCCCGAACGGUCAAGGCCAAGAAGGAAGUGAUCAUCGCCGCCGGAACGAUCCAUACGCCUCAGAUUCUCCAGAGGAGCGGCGUUGGAGGAAAGACUCUUCUGGAAGCUGCUGGCAUUGAUGUUGUGGUUGACCUUCCUGGGGUGGGACACAACUUCCAGGACCACCCCCUAGGACCGGGUGCUACAUUCUAUUACACAAAGUUCGACGUUCAUCCCGACCCGACGGAUCUUCAGACGAACCAAACUUUCAUCGACGAAGCUGAAGCAGAGUUUGAGGCGAAUCGCACAGGACCCCUGACGAUAGCAUCCGGGAACGCAGCCUGCUUCCUACCCCUCUCCGUCAUAGCCCCAGAAACAUUUGAGCAGAUUGCCUCACGUUACGAAUCCCAGGACCCGGCAGCUUACCUUCCAGAGGGCACCGAUUCAACCGUCAUCGCCGGCUACGCAGCCCAGCAGAAAGCCCUCGCCGAGGCGAUGCGCUCCCGCGGCGCUGCUUUCUACAACCUCUUCCUCCGCGGCGCCCAGACCGAGUCCUCCUUCGUCAACCUCCACCCCCUUUCCCGCGGCACCGUCGAGAUCGACCCCGCCGACCCCUUUUUCAAGGAGCCCGUGGUCGAUUACCGCGCCCUGAGCAACCCUGCUGAUAUUGACGUCCAGGUCGAGUUCAUCCGGUUCACGCGCAGGUACUUCCUCGAGACGAGCCUGGCGGAGUACGAGCCCGUCGAAAGGGCUCCCGGUGCCAACAUCACGAGCUUCGAGGGGUUGAGCCAGGCCAUCAGGGGACUGGUCAGCCCGACUACGUUCCAUCCCAUAGGCACCGCGGCCAUGCUGCCCAGGGAGCUUGGGGGCGUUGUUGAUCAGCAAUUGUUGGUGUAUGGGGUCAAGGGGCUGAGCGUCGUCGAUGCUAGUGUGCAGCCUGACUUGCCGGGCGCUUACACGCAGCAGACUGUGUAUGCGAUUGCUGAGAAGGCUGCGGAUCUGAUCAAGGCGCGAGCCUGA